Acanthosepion pharaonis is the source of this 786-nucleotide messenger RNA. The record is from the annotation of a GenBank genome assembly. Lineage: Eukaryota; Metazoa; Mollusca; Cephalopoda; Sepiida; Sepiidae.
AUGCCGUAUCAAUUCGUGUAUUACCCGCUAAGCAAGCAACCUAUUUCUAUUUGGUGCCGAGCCGAUUACACCAUUUUCAUUCCUUUUUAUCUCUUUUUAUUCUUAUGUCUCAGUUUCCGCAGUUUCUUUCGAUUUCUGUAUAUUGCUUAUUUCUUUCUUUCUUUGUUUCUUUCUUCAAAUUUGCUUCUUUUUUAUUUCAUUCUUUUCUUGAUACUUUCUUUAUUUUCAUCUUUCUCUUUCUUUUAUAUUAUUUUUCUGUUUGUUUAUUUUGGUUACUUCUUUCUUUCUUUUUUCUCGCUUCUUUUAGUCUUAUUUCAUUCCCUUUCUUUCUUUUUUAUCUACACGGAUUAUUCUUAUUUCUUUCCGUUUCUUUCUCUUUUUAUCUAUACGGAUAAUGUCAUUUGUCUUUUCAUUGUUUCUUUCUUUCUUUCUUUCAUUUAUCUUGCGUCUUUAAUCUUAUUUCAUUCCGUUUCUUUUUUUAUCUACACGGAUUGUGUCAUUUGUCUUUUCUUUCUUUCUCUCUUUCUUUCUUUCAUUCUUUCUUUUAUCUUGCUCCUUUUAGUCUUAUUUCAUUCCGUUUCUUUCUUUUUUUAUCUAUACGGAUUAUGUCAUUUGUCUUUUCUUUCUUUCUUUCUUUCUUCUUUUUUUUAUCUUGCUCCUUUUAGUCUUAUUUCAUUCCCUUUCUUUCUUUUUUUAUCUACAGGGAUUAUGUCAUUUGUCUUUUUCUUUCUUUCUUUCUUUUCUUUCUUUCUUUCUUUCUUUCUUUCUUUAUCUUGCUCCUUUUAG